Molecule: messenger RNA, 1362 nt
Organism: Kalmanozyma brasiliensis GHG001
Lineage: Eukaryota; Fungi; Basidiomycota; Ustilaginomycetes; Ustilaginales
Product: Glycine cleavage T-protein, C-terminal barrel
Exons: 1
Coding region: 1-1362 (453 amino acids)
Biological process (GO): glycine catabolic process
Cellular component (GO): mitochondrion
Molecular function (GO): protein binding; aminomethyltransferase activity
Source: RefSeq, a predicted model, not a curated record
AUGCUGGCCACAAGAUCUGUUGCAGCCGCCUCGGCGGUCCUCAGGACGGCGACUCGCACUGCUCUGCCUCGUCACCUUGCUGCUCGCGUUGCCGCUUCCGCUUCGACACGUAGCGCUGCUGCCUCGGUCGCUAGCAGUGGCCCCAUUAGCCCUCGACAGCUCCACUCGAGCUCCGUGCGAGCUGCUGACACCAAGGGCGAGGCGAUGAGCUCUCCCUCCGCCCCCCUCACGGACGCUCUCUCCAAGACGGGCUUGUACGAUUUCCACGUCAAGAACGGCGGCAAGAUGGUUCCGUUCGGCGGCUACCUCAUGCCACUCACAUACGGCGAUGUGGGCCAAGUCGCUUCGCAUCACCACGUCCGAACUCACGCCGGUCUCUUCGAUGUCGGCCACAUGGUGCAGCACCGAUUCAAGGGCCCCGGUGCGCUCAAAUUCCUGCAGCACCUGACACCAGCAUCGCUGACAUCGAUGCCUGCGUUCACUUCGACGCUGUCCGUGCUCAUGUCGGAGCAAGGUGGAAUUCUGGACGACCUCAUCAUCACCAAGCACGCUGAGGACAGCUUCUACGUCGUCACCAACGCGGGCUGCCGUACCGAGGACUUGGCAUGGUUUAAGAAGCAGCUCGAUGCUUGGAAGGGGGAUGCUGUCCAGCACGAGGUUAUGGACGACUGGGGUCUUCUUGCUCUGCAAGGUCCAACAGCGGUCACGGUGCUCGAGAAGCUCGCUGGCGACUUUGACUUCAGCACCCUCACUUUUGGCAAGAGCGCCUUUGUGCCUUUGCGCGUUGGCGGCGACAAGGUCGAGUGCCAUGUUGCUCGAGCAGGCUACACGGGCGAAGACGGUUUCGAGAUCUCUAUCCCUCCCGCAUCGACCGUUCAGGUUGCCGAGGCAUUGCUGUCCGACAGCGAAGUACAACUGGCCGGUUUGGCAGCGCGAGACAGUCUGCGACUCGAGGCGGGCAUGUGCCUGUACGGCCACGAUCUCGAUGCCACCGUCAGCCCCAUCGAGGCGGCCCUGGCAUGGUGCGUGGGCAAGGACCGACGUGCCGCCGGCGACUUCUUGGGCGCCGAACGUGUGCUCAAGGAGCUCAAGGAAGGACCACCCCGCCGACGAGUGGGUCUCUUUGUCGACGGAGGCAUCGCACGAGAAGGCGCCAACCUGGUUUCUCCCGAAGGCAAGAUCGUGGGCCGCGUCACAUCAGGCAUCCCCAGUCCGACUUUGGGCAAGAACAUCGCCAUGGCCUUGGUGGAGAACGGUCAACACAAGAAGGGCACCAAGCUCAAGGUCGAGAUCCGAAAGAAGCUGCGUGAUGCCGAGGUGGCCAAGAUGCCCUUCGUCGAGAACAAGUUCUUCCGAGGGUGA